Molecule: messenger RNA, 2868 nt
Organism: Rhizoctonia solani
Lineage: Eukaryota; Fungi; Basidiomycota; Agaricomycetes; Cantharellales; Ceratobasidiaceae
Product: Retrotransposable element Tf2 protein
Exons: 6
Coding region: 1-2868 (955 amino acids)
Biological process (GO): DNA integration
Molecular function (GO): nucleic acid binding
Source: RefSeq, a predicted model, not a curated record
AUGCACAACUAUCCAAUGGACCCCCUAAAAACCCUUAUUGACUCUGGCACCAUGUCUAACUUCAUAUCUCCCUCCAUUGUUGAAAAAUUCAAAAUCCCAAAAUCCCAACUUGAAAAUCCACAAGUUGUUCAACUUGCAGUUUUGGUCAAUGGCCAUCCACAUACCAUCCCCUUCCUAGUCUGCCCAAUUGGCAGCACCCCAGCAAUACUUGGCAUGACUUGGCUCACAGCAGAAGCUCCCCUCAUCAACUGGCAACAGGGACUAAUCACAUUCCCUGAACAAGUGCAGAUUGCCUCCAAAGAAGAAGCAGACCUGGACCCCUUGGCAGACCUACCCACACAGUAUCAUGAGUUUGCUAAGGUAUUUGGUGAAGAGGAAUUUAAAUUCCUCCCCCCACACAGGGAGUACAACAUUGCAAUUGACCUUAUUCCAGAUGCCAAAUUAUCCCCUGGUCCAAUCUACAGCAUGAUGGAUGCAGAAUCUAAGGAAUUGGCAACAGGCAAGAUCUGCCCUAGUACUUCCUCAGCUGGUGCCCUGGUCAUGUUUGUAAAAAAUGCAGAUGGUUCUCUCAGGCUGGUCAUGGAUUACCAAAAGCUCAAUGAUGUAACCCACAAGAAUGUUUACCCCCUUCCAAGACAAGACAAUCUCAUGGCCAAGUUAAGAUACACUAAGAUAUUCACUAAGCUUGACCUAUGCAGGGGGUACAACAACAUCCAGAUCAAGGAAGGCAACAAAUGGAAGAUGGCAUUCCACACCAAAUAUGGCCUAUUUGAAUACCUUGUUAUGCCAUUUGGAUUGACUAAUGCUCCUGCAGCAUCCCAGCACUUUAUGAACAACCUUUUUCAGGACCUCAUUGAUGUCACAGUGGUGAUUUAUCUGGAUGAUAUCUUGAUCUUCUUGGAGAAACCAGAAGAGCACCCCAGCCAUGUUAGGGAAGUGCUAUCCAGACUAAUGAAAAACCAGCUCUUCUGUAAACUCUUGAAGUGCCACUUCCAUGUCACAACAGUUGAUUACUUAGGCAUUGUCAUAUCCCCAGCUGGCUUUUCUAUGGAUCAGAAAAAGAUUGAGGCCAUCACCUCAUGGCCACAACCCAAGACAGUCAAGCAGAUCCAGGCAUUUCUGGGUUUUGUCAACUAUCUCAGGCAAUUCAUCCCCAACUUUAGCUUGGUUGCACACCCAUGCCACAACCUCACCAGAAAGGAAACCCCCUGGUCAUGGGGUAACCAAGAAGAGGAGGCAUUCCAGGAGCUGAAAUCCCUUGUCACUAAGUCACUGGUCCUAAUCCACUCCAAUCCCAACCUACCCUACUACCUUGAGACAGAUGCAUCAGGGGUAGCUAUGGGAGCCAUACUUAGUGCCAAAGCUAACUAUGACACACAUGACAAGGAGCUUCUGGCAAUUAUCAAGGCAUUAGAAGAAUGGCAGAUAUUCCUAGAAGCAACAGAUAGGCAAAUCCAAGUUUUCAUGGACCAUAGAAACCUGGAAUACUAUAAAAUCCAAUCCUUACUCAAGGAAGAUCCUUCCCUAGAAUCCAUAGUCCAGUUCCUCACAGAAGAUGCCAACAAUGUGCCCCCUUCAAUCAGAAGAGCUUACUGGGAUUACAAUUGGGAAGAAGGACUUCUCUGGUACCAAGGAAAAAUGGUUGUCCCCAACAAUGAAGCCUUGAAGGAACAGCUACUCAAGGAAUUCCACAACUCUCCCCUAGCAGGACAUCUGGGACAACAAAGGAUGCUUGAGCUUUUAAGUUGCAAUUACUGGUGGCCAGGAAUGAAGUCCUCAGCCAAAGAAUGGGUUGAAUGUUGCCCUACCUGCCAAUCCAAUAGACAACCCCAUGCACCAGUAAUUGCCCUGAAGCCACUGGAAGUCCCCCCAUUUCCUUUCCAUACCAUCUUGUACAACUUCAUCACAGGGUUUCCAAAGUCACAAGGCCACAAUGCCAUACUGGUAGUAAUAGAUUCCUUCUCUAAGUUUGGCCAUUUCAUUCCCACUUCAAAGAAGGUAUCAGCCAAGGGACUAGCAGAUGCAUGUCUGGAAACUCCAUGGACUACCAGUCAAAACAGAAUCAGACCAUCCCUCUCAUCAGCCUACCACCUGGAAUCUGAUGGCCAAACAGAAAGGGUAAACCAGUUCAUUGAAUUCUACCUUAGGUCAUAUGUGGCAGCAGAUCAUUUGGACUGGGCAACUUGGUUACCCUUAGCAGAAUACACAUACAACAAUGCUAAACAUGCAUCCACUGGGAAAACCCCCUUUGAGUUAGUCUAUGGCAGGAAUCCAGUGAUGAAUCCCUCCAAUGUUCCAGCAAAUGUCCCAGAAGCCAACCAUGUAGCAGAUACAUUGGCUCAGGAAUGGAAAGAAGCGGAAUCAGCCUUAAGGAUGUUGAAGGAAUGCAUGGCAGGAACAAAAGGGUCCAUCCCCUCCUACAACAUGGGGGAAAAGGUUUGGUUAGAUGCAAAAAAUGUCCAACUAUGCUCUAAUUCAAACAAACUGGACCCCAAACAGAUAGGACCCUUCAAGAUCAUUGAGAAAAUAUCCAGUCAUGCUUACCAUCUAAAACUACCAGAAUCCCUCAAGAUUCACAAUGUCUUCUAUGUAGGACUCCUUUCCAAGCUACACAAGUCCCCCAGUCAACCACUCCCAGACUGCCCUCCUCCCAAAACAAUAGAAGGGGAAGAAGAGUACAAAGUGGAGCAGAUCAUUGACUCCAAAAGACAGCACAGGAAGUGGUUUUACCUGAUCAAAUGGAAGGGUUAUGGACCAGAGGAUAACUCAUGGGAACCUGAGGAGCUAUUAGAGCAUAGCCAGGAGGAAAUCAGAUGCUUCAACAAGUCACAACUGAAAAAGGCUUGUGACUCUGCUAAGAGCCUUUAA